Paramacrobiotus metropolitanus is the source of this 1630-nucleotide messenger RNA. RefSeq lists its product as uncharacterized. Bases 387 to 1223 code for a protein of 278 amino acids. The record is from RefSeq and is a predicted model, not a curated record. The transcript has 4 exons. Lineage: Eukaryota; Metazoa; Tardigrada; Eutardigrada; Parachela; Macrobiotidae.
UCGCUUUAUAAAGCAUACUGAUGUAACUUAAAAUUACAGCACUAUGCAAUGCUGAUCCACAUGAUCUGUGACGUGCUUCAGCUAUCCACAUGCCACUGCAUUCCUGCCUGGAAUCCAAUCUAUCGCUAAGUUGAUCUCCCAGCGGAUUUGCAUGGGCAUGCCCACAGAGUGCCGUUGAAUGGCAUUGAUUUCUGUUCGUGUCCAGUUUCUGUAGGCCGUGGUGGAACUAGUUCCUGCCAACUGCACUAACGCAACGCUGUGGCAUUAUUAUGUGGCAUGACGUUGUCGCAUCCGCCAUUCCAGCCACAGCCAGCCGGUUCACCCAUCUCAUAGCCGCGGGUACUGGCUGAAUUCUCAGGUGCUGGUGACCUGAAUGGGCUCCUUUUAUGCACCUGCUGGGUCUCUUGUACCUUGCUGCCAGUGCCAUUAUAAACGGACAGAUGCUCACUACGAGUCAAACGACAACCAUCACAACGACCACCUCCCGAAUUACACCAGCGCCUCUCCAGUGUUGGAGCUGUGACAGCCAGUAUCCGCGCACCCAGCCGGCAGCCACCCGCCGCUGCCUAGCCGGUUACCUGACCGACGCCAACCAGUUAACCUGUCCGCCGGCAUCCGUCUGCGGCAUCCGUUACGACACGGUGAAUCUGGACGAACUCCAGCAGAUCGUCAUGAGACGCGUGUGCCUAACGGUGGAGGAAGAAGCGCGCAUUAUAAGCGAUUAUCCCUAUUCGCAUCGGGAGCCGCUGGUGUGCGAUAAAUGGUUGGAGGACGCUACGGGCGAGGAAGUGUACAGGGGAUAUUCCUGUGUGUGCCAGGGGAAGCUGUGUAACCGUUUUUCCACUUAUGCGACCAAUGUUGCCGUUAAUAAUGUCGGAAUGCCGACGGAGCAGAGACAGGAGAUUCCUCUUACACCUAACAACGUAGAUACAUAUGGCAAUAACGAUUAUUACUAUUACGACGACGACGAGGAUGCCAUGCAGUUGCGCAGCGGCGCCCUGGGCGGCGGCAGCAUCGACAGUAUAAUGUUUGGCGAGACGAUAGCUCCUGAGGAUACUCCAGGGCUUCCGGCCACGCCUCCGGGAACAGGCAGCACCUCGCCGGUCAAUGCGGUAGCAGGCGGCAGUCGCUUGGGUCCGUGUCUAUUCCGAGUGGUGGCCAUGACAGCCUGGUUGAGCGCCGUCACCGGUCCAUGGUCCUGGAGGCAACGGAGUGCGCAGUAAAUUUGUCGUGCACUGUUCUGCCGUUCUGUGUAAUUGCUGGGAAGUAGGGUAUAAUCCAUGAUGAAGUGUUUCGUAUUGUGGUUAUAGUGGUUUUGUGGAGAUUUCCUAGCCGGUUUGAUUCGGUUUUGUGCACAGUUAUCGUUAUUGGCGUUAUGCAUACUGCAGAAUUUAACCGAAUGCUGCGUGCACAUACGGCUGCGCAGCGUAUUUACCCUGUAUUUCCUGUAUGUGCAUACCCUAAAGGCUAUUGUACAGUGCACAAGGGCGGUUAAAUUUGCAUCGAGCGCAGCGAGAUGCUAAUGUACUGUUAAGCCUUCGUCAAGAGCGUAAAAUUUGUCUGACGGCACGAAGAGCGUACGUCACGCUUGUCCAGUUCCAGAAAUCCAAUGCCGUUUUCCAGUGGUACU